CGCCGCGCGCACCCCGGGGCGCCCCUGUCUAGCACGGCCCGGAGGAUGGGGGGCGGCGGGUCGGCCCUGAGGGUCUGCGCCGACCACCGCGGGGGCAUCAACUGGCUGAGCCUGAGCCCCGACGGGCAGCGCCUGCUGACGGGCAGCGAGGACGGCACGGCCCGGCUCUGGAGCACCGCGGACGGCCAGUGCUGCGCGCUCCUGCGAGGACACGAGAGCUACGUGACCUUCUGCCAGCUGGAGGAUGAGGCGGCCUUCACCUGCAGCGCGGACUGCACCAUCCGGAGGUGGGACGUGCGGACGGGCCAGUGUGUGCAGGUGUACCGGGGACACACGUCCAUUGUCAACAGGAUCCUGGUUACCAACAACCAGCUCUUCAGCGGUUCCUAUGACCGCACCGCUCGCGCCUGGGCUGUGGACCAGGAGCAGGUGUCCCGGGAGUUUCGAGGCCACCGCAACUGUGUGCUGACCUUGGCCUACUCUGCCCCCUGGGACCCUUCCUGUGCGGAGGAGGCCGAGGCCGGGGGCCUCCUGGUGACCGGCAGCACAGACGGCACGGCCAAGGUGUGGCAGGUGGCCAGCGGCUGCUGCCACCAGACCCUGCGAGGGCACACGGGCGCCGUGCUGUGCCUGGUGCUGGACCGUCCUGGCCGCACAGCCUUCACAGGCAGCACCGACGCCACCAUCCGUGCCUGGGACAUCCUGAGCGGGGAGCAGCUGCGGGUGUUCCGCGAGCACCAGGGCUCGGUCAUCUGUCUGGAGCUCGCGGAGCGGCUGCUGUACUCGGGCAGCGCCGACAGGACCGUCAAGUGCUGGCUGCCAGACGCCGGGCACAGCGUGCGCACCUUCCCCGCCCACCGCCGCAGCGUCAGUGCCCUCAAGUUCCACGCGGGGACCUUGUUCACGGGCAGCGGGGACGCGUGCGCCCGGGCCUUCGACGCCCAGUCGGGAGCGCUGCAGAGGGUGUUCCGCGGCCACGCGCUCGUCAUCAACUGCCUGCAGGUGCACGGCCACAUGCUGUACACGGCCUCGCACGACGGUGCCCUGCGCCUCUGGGACCUGCGCGGGCUCCAGGCGCCGUGCCCCAGGCCCACGGCCAAGCGCAGCCUGCCGCGCCUCUUCAGCAACAGGGUGGCCUGCACCCCAGCCGCGCCCCUGCAGCCCGCCUGAGAGGGUCGCGUUGCUGCGGGGGAGCGGGACGGGCGCCCAAGCCCGGGUGAGAGCUGCCCGGCUCCCCACGCCCUGCUGCAGGGCCGCCUGCUGGCGUUGCG
This is a messenger RNA of Chinchilla lanigera (long-tailed chinchilla), 1271 nucleotides long. RefSeq names its product WD repeat domain 86 (gene Wdr86). NCBI's taxonomy places the organism in Eukaryota, Metazoa, Chordata, Mammalia, Rodentia, Chinchillidae. The record is from RefSeq and is a predicted model, not a curated record. Gene Ontology annotation, molecular function: protein binding.